GCGUCUAGUUCGGCGGACAUUUUAAUAAAUAUAUAUAUAUCUCAUAUUUAAAUGUUCAUAAUUUCUUAAAGUAUUUUCUGUUAAUUUGAUAAUAAUGAAAUUGUUUGUGCUAUUGCUGUGUAUUUUGGCUGCGGAUAACACAAAAGCGCGUUACGCGCGUUGCAUCAAUCCCAAUCAGCGUGCCGGCCUUUGUGUGCAGAUAAAUGAGUGCCAGACUUUGUAUUCGGUGCUGCAGCAGUCGACUCUGUCGGCCACGGAGAAGCAGUUCAUCAGGGAGUCAAGCUGCGGCAUAGGUCAGGAUAAUCGUCCAUUUGUCUGCUGCACUGGUGAUACGGGCUAUACGCGCAGUCGCCGUGUGACGCCCAACUUUGCCGACUAUGCGGACUUCAGUGAUCUCAGCGAGGGCUACGAUUUCGGUUGGAAUCGUGCGCCCAAUACGCCAGCGCCCACUACACAGCUCUUUCCCAGCGAUCGUCGGCCCUGGAGCUUUGGCGAGGAGCAGAGCGCCGACAGCAGCACGCGAGGUCAGGGUCGGCGCCAGCCACAGCAGGUGGAUGGCUCAGGUUUGCUGCCACAGCCGCCUGCAUGCGGCGGCGUCACCAUUGACAACAAGAUCUACGGCGGCGAGGAUGCUGAUCUCAACGAAUUCCCCUGGAUGGUGCUGCUCGAGUACAGACGCCUUGCCGGCAACGGACUCUCGACGAGCUGUGCGGGCACCUUAAUAAAUCAGCGCUAUGUGCUAACUGCGGCCCACUGUCUAGUCGGAAGAAUCGUGCGUGAAAUUGGACCACUUGCCUCGGCGCGUCUGGGCGAGCACGAUACGCGCACUGCAGUCGAUUGUCCCGUUGGCGGCGGCGCCUGUGCGCCGGCCACACAACGCUUGGCUGUUGAGGAGACGCGCGUCCAUGAGCUGUACAAGGAGAAGACGCCGAAUCAGCUGCACGACAUCGGCCUGGUGCGGCUGGAGCGGAAUGUGCGCUACUCAAACAACAUACAGCCAGCCUGCCUGCCCUCGGUGGUGGCGCCGGAAACGAAGCGUGCCGGACAACAGUAUACGGUGGUCGGCUACGGCCGGACACUGCAAACAGCACGCAGUCCUAUCAAGCAGAAGCUUGCCGUUAGCUUUGUGGAGCCGGCGCAGUGUAAACGCAAAUUUUCGGAGCGUAAGAUCAGCAUAAUGCCCACCCAGAUGUGUGCGGGCGGGAAAUAUGCACAGGAUAGCUGUGACGGUGACUCCGGCGGACCGCUGUUGCGUUUCCGUGACAAUGCCUGGGUGCUGGAGGGCAUUGUCUCAUUUGGCUACAAGUGCGGCCUGAAGGACUGGCCGGGCGUCUACACUAGCGUCGCGGCCUACGACAUCUGGAUUAAGCAGAACGUGAGAGCCUACCUCGCAUUGUUUGGACUUGGACUCGGCCGAUCGCUGAUGUACCCUUACCCAAACAACGGCGCAUUGUGGGUGGCCAGCGCACUGCUCGCCCUUGCCCUGCGCUUCACAGCCGUCGAAGCCGAGCUUCAACCUCAGCCGGCGCAACAGGCCUGCGAUAUACCAAACGAGACAAAGCGCGGCGUUUGCGUGCAGGUGAGCCAAUGCGCCGCCUAUUUGCAGGUGCGCAAUGUGACCAAUUUGAGCUCCGAGCGCGUCAACUUUCUGAAGAAGGUGCAGUGCGACAUGGAGACAACAGCAAAUGCAACUGCAGCAACAACACCAACAGCAGCAGAAAAUAUAACUGAAGCUGCGACGGCAACUGUUGCUGCUGCUGCGGCAGACGAUGCUGCCUACAAGUCGCUUGUAUGUUGCCCAGCCAAUGGCCAGGACUAUCUGUAUCCGGUUAUUCAAUUCACCAAGUUUGAGCAUCGUCGCUUUCUGGAUGUCACCGCGCGCUUCAAGCGGAAGAAGCUAAAGAGACGCAUUCAAACCGUGGAGCCCAGCACGGGCUUCAAUUUGCUCAACGAGUGUGGCAAGCAGGUCACGAAUCGCAUCUAUGGAGGAGAAAUUGCAGAGCUUGACGAAUAUCCUUGGCUGGCCUUGCUGGUCUAUCAUUCAAACGACUACGGUUGCAGUGGAGCUCUGAUUGACGAUCGGCAUGUUCUGACAGCUGCUCACUGCGUUCAGGGCGAGGGCGUGCGGGAACGUCGCGGCUUGAAACACGUGCGUUUAGGUGAGUUUAACGUCAAGACGGAGCCGGACUGCAUUGAAGAGCCCAACUACUUGAGCUGUGCGGAUGCGGCACUGGAUAUUGCAUAUGAGCAUAUCCAUGUGCAUCCGGAGUACAAGGAGUACUCGAGUCACAAGUAUAAUGAUAUAGCCAUAAUACGGCUGAAGCAUCCGGUUAGCUUCACGCACUUCAUCAUGCCCAUCUGCCUGCCCAACAAGACCGUCCAGACACCGCUGACCGAAGGACAAAUGUUCUCCGUCUCCGGCUGGGGACGCACCGAUCUCUUCAACAAGUACUUCAUUAAUACGCACAGCCCCGUCAAACUGAAGCUGCGCAUACCCUAUGUGUCCAGCGAGAACUGCAGCAAGAUGCUGGAUCUGUAUGGUGUGCGUCUGGGGCCCAAACAGCUCUGUGCCGGCGGCGAGAAGGCUAAAGACACCUGCGCCGGUGACAGCGGCGGUCCACUCAUGUUCUUCGAUCGCCAGCAUUCGCGCUGGGUGGCUUACGGCAUUGUUAGCUACGGAUUCACCCAAUGCGGCUCCGGCCCUGGCGUCUAUACAUCUGUGCUGAGCUAUAUUAACUGGAUCGAGAGUAUAAUUAAGACAUAGAGACGGAGUAAAGAAAGGGGAGGAAUAGAGACAGGGAAAGCGAGGAAGGUAGAGAUGAAAAUGAAAUGUAAAACGUUGAAGUCAAAUUCUGCCUUAAGCCUAUUUCAAGGGAACAAUAACUGAAUCGAGAGCAUUAUUAAGCUAUAGAAAAAGAGUCAGAGAGAAGGGCGACAGGCAGAGAGGGAGAGAGGGGAAAGGCUGGUACGUUGACGUCAACUUACCUUCGGAAGACAUUUCAAUUAGCCAACAGCUCGAUUGAGAAUAUUAUAGAGCCAUAGAGAGAGAGGGAGAACGCAACAGAGGGAGAGGAAGAAAAGUAGAGAUAGAGGGAAAUGCUAAGCGUUGACGUCAGAUUUCCCUUUUUCGUUACUGGAUCGAGAGCCAUAUUAAGUCAUAGAGACGAGGAUGGAAUGUGAAGUGUUGACGUCAGAUCUGCAAUAACAGUUGGCGCCUAGCCGAAAGGGGUGCGGGGGCGGAACCGUUGGGCAUUGGACUGAACUGUUUCUAAAUAUUUGUACAUAUUUUGCUAAUUAUCUAACGGUAAAUUAGUGUGAG
Drosophila hydei is the source of this 3319-nucleotide messenger RNA. RefSeq lists its product as uncharacterized. The transcript is spliced from 7 exons. The record is from RefSeq and is a predicted model, not a curated record. The coding region runs from base 95 to 2764 and encodes 889 amino acids. Gene Ontology annotation, molecular function: serine-type endopeptidase activity. Gene Ontology annotation, biological process: proteolysis. Lineage: Eukaryota; Metazoa; Arthropoda; Insecta; Diptera; Drosophilidae.